Messenger RNA from Caenorhabditis elegans, 2541 nucleotides. The record is from the annotation of a RefSeq genome assembly. NCBI's taxonomy places the organism in Eukaryota, Metazoa, Nematoda, Chromadorea, Rhabditida, Rhabditidae.
AUGAUUCUUCAAUUUAAACGCUUUUACGAUAGGAAAAGAUUCCAAAAUGCACAAAAAGAACGAGUACAAAAGAUAUCGCCAACACUGUCAGACUCCGAUGAUCGAUGUCAAACCCGGAUGUUGCGAUAAUACGAUAAAGUAGUGGAUACAGGAAAUGUUCCUAUUAACUGCUCCACCUAUUUGGUGAAAAGUGGUUUAUAUUGAACAAUUUCCCCAUUCACUGCUUCAUUGUGGGAUUCCAAAAAGCCACCAUAAAAGAACGAAGACGAGAGAGAGAGAUCGCCGUCAACCUCAGAUUCCGAAGCGGCUCGCCGAGCAGAGAUCGCUGAAAAAAGACGAGAAACGUCGUUAAAAAGAAGAGAUGAAGAACAAUGAGUCGGCAGAGGAGAAACGAGCUCGGCGAAUGGAGGAAAAGACGCAGAUGACACUCUGAUUCCGCCAUCAGCGUUGAAUUAUACGAAUCUUAGUAAUCCAUUCAACGAUACAACAAAGCUCACUCAGACGUUUGUCUGCGGCAAAAAGUUGGAAAGUGAUCUGACGCAGAAUGAUAUCACUAAACAAACGCCGCCGAAUUCAAGCAUAUACCGUGACUCGCGGGCCGCCGCCAAAGAAGACAUGGAAAUGAUGAAACGUGACGCGGAUCUCCGUGCCGGACAAAAAUAUCCGACAGAACAGAAUUUUCCGACGAGAAUCCGCAUACGAAAAAACUGAAAAACACAGGAUUUUUGCCAAAAUUCUCCAGAAUUUUGUCCGAGAGGAGUACACGGUGGCCUAGAAAACUUGAUGACGUCAUUUUUCUCGAAUUCACCCUAGUUUUUUAGAAAAAAACUGAAAAAAAUAUCUUCAUGCAAAUCAGUCGACGACUACGAGGAUCUCAUCGAGGACAUCAAAACGUACAGAGAAGUCGACGGAUGGGCAAACAACGAGACUUGGUGGAUGGAUGUUACACGAAUCGCCAAAGACGAGAGAUUCAGAAGAAAGCCGCACAGAAUCGAGGUGAUGUGCAGACCGAAGUGCAGAAUAUGUUCAAGAUCUUCUACGCUGACCUCCUCAACAUGACAGAGGCGCCAAGAAUCGGCUUAACACCAUGUGAAGACCCGGAUGUUGCGAUAAUACGAUGAAGUAGUGGAUACUGGAAAUGUUCCUAUUAACUGCUCCACCUAUUUGGUGAAAAGUGGUUUAUAUUGAACAAUUUCCCCAUUCACUGCUUCAUUGUGAAAUUUCAAAAAGCCACCAAAAAGAACGAAGACGAAAGAGAUCGCCAUCAACGUCAGACUCCGAUGAUCGAUGUGAAGACCCGGAUGAAUUAUCAUAAAUUUUAUGAAACGCACUGGAUAUGUCGAUGUCAAGCCAGACAACAUCGGACGAAAACUUGAUUGAACCAGCGGGAUCUGACAUGAUUAUCGCCCGGAAAAAAUUUGCAACUUCAGAAAUUGUGGAGACGAAGAAGGUGCUGCUACAUCACGAAAAAACCAACCUGAGUUGGCAAAGGUUCAGUGUGAAAGACACCAGCGAAACGUGAAUGUAUGAAAUGGACCUUUUCAAGCCAAGCGGAAAGUGAAGGAGGAGAUGGAACGGGUACUUCGGUACUAGGGAAAGUCGCCAGUAUACUGAUCUAGCUCAGAAAACUAGUUCAGGACCCCCCCCCCUCUGGAGUCUGAAAAGCCGAGGACAGACGGGAAGGCCGCGAGGCACAUGGUGGGUAACUUGAUCAGAAGCCAGUAGAUCUUCGGAUCCGACGGCUCUGGUUAAGAGGAAUCCUGGUAUAAGUUGGAGUGGAGACACGGUAUCGCUGACAAUGGGGCAACCCGUCAGCGGAUCACCACAGCAAUCUCACAAUCCGGUGGUUAUGCGGGUGGGCCAAUCUGUUGGAGGGUGUUCCUAGUUGUCUGACCCGUCAGAUACUAGGAAUAAAAGCUUGCUGCUGGCUUUGACAGCACUCAUGAUGGCCCCUCACCUCAAACUUCCAUAAAGCAACUGGUGGUCCCGUUAAUUCGGGCCCUUGCCACUAUUGCGCUCCAGGCUCGCCAAUGGAUUGAAUGGGAACGUUUUCACUCUGGAUGAAUUAAACACAAUUAAUCGAUUCGACAACUCCUACAUUUGUCCAGAGCACGGAAAAAGUUACAACUUCAGAAAUUAUGGAGACAAAGAAGCCUAGCAGCUUUGGUUCUGUUUGGAUUUGUCUACGAUCGCAAGAAAAAUACUAUGGAGGAAGAGAGGGAGGAGGUCCCUAGAGAUACCAUAAUCAACAGCGACAAAUAGGCGGAUACGGAGGCGGUUAUGGCUCCGGCGGAGGUGAUGGUGGAGCAUCCUAUCACCAGCCGUACAAUCAGGAUCAGAGACGUGGUGGACGAGGUGGCGGUCCUCCAAAAUAUCAGAGAUCACCGUAUCGAGGUGGCCGAGGGCGACGGAGGUGGAGGCUUUCAGGGAAAUUCAUCACGGAGAAAAUCAUUAUUCAAUCCAUCUUUCUUUGUUUUUUAUUCUCUUAGUUUUCCUUAUUUCAUUGCCAUAUUGAUUUCUUCAUAAAUAUCCCGAUUAAAA